Pistacia vera is the source of this 1655-nucleotide messenger RNA. RefSeq names its product VAN3-binding protein-like. The record is from RefSeq and is a predicted model, not a curated record. Gene Ontology annotation, biological process: leaf vascular tissue pattern formation; phloem or xylem histogenesis; auxin-activated signaling pathway. The transcript has 5 exons. NCBI's taxonomy places the organism in Eukaryota, Viridiplantae, Streptophyta, Magnoliopsida, Sapindales, Anacardiaceae. Bases 29 to 1096 code for a protein of 355 amino acids.
UGUAAAUUCCCAAAAUUAACCAAAUUCCAUGAACACCGGGUUGUGUUCUACCUCUGCGCAGUUCUGUCGCUCCAAUAAUAAUACCUCCGGCAACAACAUCCACCAUCAUCCGUUCACUGCCAACUCCACCUUCCGCGCUUCCGCAGCCGCCGUUUCCGCAACGCCGGCCGCGACAUCAGGCGGUGGGAAGACUGUGGGACGGUGGCUCAAAGACAGGAGGGAGAAGAAAAAGGAGGAAACCCGUGUACACAAUGCGCAACUCCACGCCGCUGUUUCUGUCGCCGGUGUUGCGGCAGCUAUCGCCGCUAUUGCUGCGGCCACCGCUGCCUCGUCGGGCUCCGGAAAAGAUGAGCAAAUGGCUAAGACUGAUAUGGCUGUGGCCUCUGCGGCUACGCUUGUCGCUGCGCAAUGCGUUGAGGCUGCCGAAUCCAUGGGUGCUGAACGCGAACAUUUGGCUUCUGUCGUCAGCUCCGCUGUUAACGUUAGAUCAGCCGGCGAUAUAAUGACGUUAACUGCUGGAGCGGCCACGGCCUUGAGAGGGGCGGCCACGUUGAAGGCACGUGCGUUGAAGGAGGUGUGGAAUAUAGCGGCGGUGAUUCCAGUGGAGAAAGGAAUGGGUGGGGGUGGAAAUAACAAUAAUGGGGGUGGUAGUAACAAUGGUAGUUCUAACGGUAGUUUCAGCGGUGAGCUUGUUCCUGAAGAUAAUUUCUUAGGUAUUUGCAGCAGAGAAUUGCUUGCCAGAGGUUGUGAGCUACUAAAGCGUACCCGUAAAGGUGAUCUUCACUGGAAAAUAGUUUCUGUCUAUAUUAACAGAUCGAACCAGGUUAUGUUGAAGAUGAAGAGUAGACAUGUUGCUGGGACCAUCACGAAAAAGAAAAAGAAUGUUGUGUUGGAGGUGAUUAAAGAUAUGCCCUCAUGGGCAGGCCGCCACUUGCUUGAGGGAGGUGAGAACAGGCGAUACUUUGGGUUGAAGACAGUUAUGCGUGGAGUUGUAGAAUUCGAGUGCAAGAACCAGAGAGAGUAUGAUAUAUGGACUCAGGGGGUGUCAAGGCUCCUCACUAUUGCUUCAGAAAAAAGUAAUAGACAUAGAGUUUAAACUGUUGUUUACAUGGGGAAAAUUUGGUAUAUUAGAUAAUGGGAAUAGGGCUAAUAGCCCUUAAAACAAAAAAUAUCAUAUGUUCAAGUAAAACUACUGGGCUGUUCUUUUGGUGUUUCUAUUGUAAAAAUGUUGAAAUAUUAAAGAGAAGAAGUCCAAAUGGGUCUCUUUACUUUAAUUUGGGGGGAUUAUAUCUUGAGCUUUUGUUGUUAUUUUGAACUGGAAAGAGUAAAGUGAUUUUGAAUCAAAGCAAAGCAAAGAAAACCAUGUGACACUGGCCAUUGUUGUGGAAAGAAAAGGAGUAUCUUGGACUGAGAUGGUCAAAAAGGCAAGAAAGGAAUCCCAUUUUGAGGAGAGGAAUAUAAAUAUUGAAGACAAAGACAUACCCAGAUUCUAAGUGCUUUUAUUUUUGUAUUUUUAAUUUGUGGGCUGAUGCCUUUGUCCUUUAUUUAUUUUUUUUGGCUCUUUGUUUUAGGCUUUCGAUAUGGUGGAACCAUGAUUGUCUUGAUUUGUAAUCUUCCACUUUAUAUAUUAGUUUUGUUUGGAUUUAAGUGAUGAA